Molecule: messenger RNA, 606 nt
Organism: Alternaria ventricosa
Lineage: Eukaryota; Fungi; Ascomycota; Dothideomycetes; Pleosporales; Pleosporaceae
Exons: 2
Coding region: 1-606 (201 amino acids)
Source: RefSeq, a predicted model, not a curated record
AUGCCGCAACCGCGCAUGCCGCAGAUGCCUCAGAUGCCACAAUUUCCAUCUUUGCCGCAGUUUCCACCGCUGCCAAACUUCCCACAGAUACCGCAAUUUCCACAGAUGCCACAGAUGCCUCAAAUGCCUGAUGCUGCACAGCAAAUGCUUGAACGCGUGCGACAGUCCUUCGAUGCGUAUCUCAACCCGACGGGAGAUAUUCGAGCUGAGGAUGUGCCCUUCAUCGAUCUCAGCAACGACGACCGCGCCGAACGUCCCGCGACAGAUGGUACCACGGUUAAGGAACCGUCACUCCCACAGUACGUUCUAGAGCGGUUCACGCAGUCGCUCGUGCGCUUUAGGAACGAUCUGAACCCAGCUUUGUUCGAAGACAUCCCGACAUUGGAUCUUUCGCAAGAUCGUGAUCCCGAAGGAUUGCAGUUCUGGGGUGAAGAUGGUGGGCGGCUGAAUCGCUUCGUUGCGGGCGAUGAAGACGACGAGGACGACGAAGAUGAGGAGAGUAGCAGCGAUGAAAGCGAACACCAUGAAGAUGAAGAUGAUGACGAGGAUGAUCUAGAUGUUACCAAAAAGCGUGGUAAGGAAUUCGACCUGCCAGGUCAUGUGUAA